Molecule: messenger RNA, 810 nt
Organism: Daphnia magna
Lineage: Eukaryota; Metazoa; Arthropoda; Branchiopoda; Diplostraca; Daphniidae
Gene: mRpL32
Product: 39S ribosomal protein L32, mitochondrial
Exons: 4
Coding region: 143-751 (202 amino acids)
Biological process (GO): translation
Cellular component (GO): mitochondrial large ribosomal subunit
Molecular function (GO): structural constituent of ribosome
Source: RefSeq, a predicted model, not a curated record
ACCCUAUGAUAAUGGUGUCAUAGCUCAACUUCGCAACUUAAGCACUAGUCAAACUGAAACUGCAGACAAGAAUGAUCUCUCGGUUUUUCGGCUAACCAAUGUGUAGUUUUCCUCAAUAAAUUAUUAGGUAUAUUACAACAUAAUGGCUGGACAUUUAUUAAAAUAUUUGACUGAUGCCUUGGGGAAAUUUGAGUAUGUAUACCUAACACCUUUGCUAAGGAGGCCUCCAACUCCACAUUGGAUCCCAUUAGUGGUGCAGGCACCUGAACAGUUAAUUGAAAAAGAUGAAUCAUUCGACAUUAAAAGCAUUUUUGAUGGAUUCUUAUGGGGAGUACCUACCUGCCGGCGCAGUGCUGAAAAGCGUAUGAUGAGAAAGUAUGGUGCUCCCAACUGGCACAACAAACUUAUUCUCCCACGAAAGGAUAUCAAAACCUGUGGUACUUGUGGCCACAAUCAUGAAGCAGGCCGUUUAUGUCCAAAUUGUUACUCAAAAGUAAAAGCUGAGACAUCUGUUUUGCAAGAAAAAAUGGUUCAGGAACUGGGUCUUGAUCCCAUAGAUAAAGAAAUCGCCAUUGUAUACCAAGGAGAGAAAACUCAAUUCGACGAUGAAUUCUUCAAGGGUAAAAGAGUUGUUCAAAUGGAAAAGCCUCGACCAAAAUGGUUUAGCAAAAACCUGUUGCAGCGAUGUGGACCAAAUUCUGACGUGAACAACAGUGAACACACAAUUAUAAAGCCUCAUGAUUUAGGCUAAUAUUUUAAUUUAUCUUACCUGGUUAGUUUAUAAGAAAAAAUAUACCAAUUAUGGAGUUA